This is a messenger RNA of Gasterosteus aculeatus aculeatus (three-spined stickleback), 1051 nucleotides long. RefSeq names its product ribosomal protein L10a (gene rpl10a). The record is from RefSeq and is a predicted model, not a curated record. Gene Ontology annotation, molecular function: RNA binding; structural constituent of ribosome. Gene Ontology annotation, cellular component: large ribosomal subunit. NCBI's taxonomy places the organism in Eukaryota, Metazoa, Chordata, Actinopteri, Perciformes, Gasterosteidae. Gene Ontology annotation, biological process: translation.
GGACGAGCCGCAAAAAUGAGUAAGGUGUCCAGGGAUGCGCUGUACGAUGCCGUCAAGGAAGUCCUGCAGGGCUCCCUUACCAAGCAAAGGAAGUUUACAGAGUCGGUGGAGCUGCAGAUCAGCUUGAAAAACUAUGAUCCCCAGAAGGACAAGCGUUUCUCCGGCACUGUCAGGUUCGACCCUUAACUGUUUCACCCAACCUUUUCCCUGUGUGCUUCCUGCCCUGUCUGAGUUUACAAAACGGCCUGUAAAUAUGGCGAUUAGUACUUAAAAUCACUAAAAAUGAAAGACCAGACAGGCCUGGGGCGGACAUGGAGAAGUACUCUGGGUAGUCUGACCGAUCCGACCCAGCGCUGCUGGUGGAGGUGAAGCAGGCGGACCCCUACCCUGGGUCUUAAAACAUGAGGGGAGGCAUUGAGUUACUGAGCUGCUAUGUUCAUGUCCUCAUGCCGACCAAUUAUCUUAAUGUUGCCAAAGAGGUCAGCUGGACACCGGCCACGCUGGUGGUAUGGGCUGAAGACUCUCCCCAGGCCCAAAUUCUCAGUGUGCGUCCUGGGAGACCAGCAGCACUGUGACGAAGCUAAAGUUGCUGAGCUGCCACAUAUGGACAUCGAGGCUCUCAAGAAGCUCAACAAGAACAAGAAGAUGGUCAAGAAGCUCGCCAAGAAGUACGAUGCCUUCCUGGCCUCAGAGUCUCUGAUCAAGCAGAUCCCUCGUAUCCUGGGUCCUGGUCUGAACAAGGCUGGCAAGUUCCCCUCCCUGCUCACCCACAAUGAGAACCUGAACACCAAGGUGGACGAGGUCAAAUCCACCAUCAAAUUCCAGAUGAAGAAGGUGCUGUGUCUGGCUGUAGCUGUAGGACACGUGAAGAUGACUGAGGAUGAGCUUGUGUACAACAUCCACCUGGCCGUUAACUUCCUCGUGUCUCUGCUGAAGAAGAACUGGCAGAACGUGCGUGCCCUCUACGUGAAGAGCACCAUGGGCAAACCCCAACGCCUCUACUAAGACUGCUUUUCUAUCAAUAAAAAUGUGGAGAUGCUCAAAGUUAAAA